Penicillium vulpinum is the source of this 528-nucleotide messenger RNA. RefSeq lists its product as uncharacterized. The coding region runs from base 1 to 528 and encodes 175 amino acids. The transcript is spliced from 2 exons. The record is from RefSeq and is a predicted model, not a curated record. NCBI's taxonomy places the organism in Eukaryota, Fungi, Ascomycota, Eurotiomycetes, Eurotiales, Aspergillaceae.
AUGGAGAACCGCCCCGGUGUCCCACUUUUCUUCAGGGGGAUUCGUCCUCGCUGCCACACUCAGGGUCUUACUUGGAGAGAACCUGUAAUUCAGUACCACCACCAGUGCUGUGAGCAUGCUAGUGCAACCCCGCCAGCCAAAUCUAGUUCCGAGAUCCCCCUCGGCGAGAGCGCCUUGACCUUCAAGCUCGCUAUUCCACCAGGUGCCCCUAAUACCCACCUCACCCAUCCGCCCAUUAACGCCGCUGGUGAAAACUAUAUUCUCUCAGCAUGUAAGCCUGAUGAUCCCAUCGCAAAGGAGCGGGUUAGGGAGAACACCAAGCUCCUCGUGGACUCUGGGAUUGCUGAGACACUUUGCAUCGACCGGGCACUAGAUGCCUCCCUCUUUGAGAAAACUGAGGCCUCCAAUGCAUCUUAUGAUAAUGCCGAGAUCAAGCGACAGCGUGCUCAUGAAGCCCACUCGCGCUUCUGGGACGCAAUAAUAGGCGGAGCCGACAAGGUCCUUGGAAGAUGCCCCGACGAGUCGUAA